UUGUGAUAAUAAGGAGAAUGGAAGAGGUUUUUCUUUGUAAGUUAAUGAAGAAAAAAGGCUCCCUAUGCUCUCAAGAAUUCUGUCUAAUAAGAGAAUUCCUCCGUUGGCAACUACAGCAUUCUCAUUUACUUGUUCUCCAAUCGGUGGGUUCAUCUAUCUCCCAAUUUAGACCAUGAUUUUAAGUGCUUAGACGGUGAGCACCAUUAUUUACCUGAUUUU
Molecule: messenger RNA, 219 nt
Organism: Moneuplotes crassus
Lineage: Eukaryota; Ciliophora; Spirotrichea; Euplotida; Euplotidae
Source: the annotation of a GenBank genome assembly